This is a messenger RNA of Brettanomyces nanus, 225 nucleotides long. RefSeq lists its product as uncharacterized. Bases 1 to 225 code for a protein of 74 amino acids. Lineage: Eukaryota; Fungi; Ascomycota; Pichiomycetes; Pichiales; Pichiaceae. The record is from RefSeq and is a predicted model, not a curated record. The transcript has 3 exons.
AUGCCUGAAAGGAGUAGAAUGCAUGGCGCCAGUGACGGUGUUGACGGUGUUGACGGUGUCGACAAAAGUGAUGGUGGUGAAAGGCGGGGACGGUGGGGAUUUGGGAAAGAUGAAGGUGGUGACAGUGGUGGAUGUGGUGACAGUGAUGAAGGUGGUCAUGACGGUGAUGGUGGUCAUGAUAGUGGUGGUGGUCAUGACGGUGAUGGCGGUCAUGACGAUAAGUAG